CGGGUGGUCUAGGCGGGGCGUCGUGGGAAGAGGGGCAGGCGGGCGGCUCGGCCUGGGCGGGGUUGGGGCCUCGGAGGCCCCUCCCCGGAGUGGGCCUGAGGGGCGCCCUCCAGAGGGUGGCCAGGACGGCCGAUCCUGACCCGCCCGGGAGCUAGCCUCAAAGCUGCGUGGCGAAGCUGCCUUAGGCGACGGGGCAGGUGUGCGGUGUCUGGCGCAUGGGGGUUGGGAUUCAGGAGAGGCCUCUGGACUUGGGUGCGAACGUCAGAACUGUACUGAGCUGCAUGAGAAGUGAGGUUGUCGCUUGUCGCCUGGAGGCCUCGGGUGAUGGAUUCACUCUUCAGGUGGCGAAGAAGCUCUGAGGAGAGAGGAAUUUAUUCUCCUCCACGUCCCAGCCAUGCCCAGCCUCAGAGCGCGCUCUGAAGAGGCAGAAAUGGAGCCCUCAGUUCCUAGACCAUCCCCUUGGAUCCCUGCAGCCCAGGCGUGUGUGAGUGAUGCUCCUGCUGUGACCCACCCUGGAUCAACACUCCGUGAUCCCCACUGCUGUGACUACACUGAGCCAGGAACCACCCCUUCUCACCAUCAGCGGCCAGAUUGGGACACCAGGACUGAGGACAAGGAGUUUCUUCAGAAGAGAGAAGUUUCUGAGGAUUUGGAAUCACAGGCAGAAGUAUCAGAAAACUAUACCAGUGAUUUUUCCCAGGCUUCUGAGCUUGGAGAACUCUGUGAGGAUGUCCUGGAGGGAGAUUGGGCAGCCCCUGACAAUGAGAAACGGGUGCAGUCCCACUACCAGGAGCGGUGCUUCACACCAGUGGCAGUGCUCCUUAGCAGCACCUUAGAGAAAGAGCUAGGCUGUAAUGACUUUGUGAGAAGCUUCAGUCUGAGCCCAAACCCAAUGGCAUCUCAGGGAAUUCCUACAGAAGAGAGAACACAUAUGUAUGACAUGUGUGGCCACAGCUUCCAACACAGUGUGGAGUUAACUAGCCAUGAAGGGCUUCACGUAGCCGAAAGCCCACUCAUAUGUAAUGAUUGUGGGAAAACCUUCAGAGGAAACCCUGAUCUUAUCCAGCAUCAGAUAAUCCAUGCUGGACAGAAGUCCUUCAUAUGCAAUGAAUGUGGAAAAUCCUUCAGUCAGAAUUCAUUUCUUAAAAGUCAUCAGAGGUCUCAUGUGAGUGUAAAACCCUACCAGUGCAGCGAGUGCAGGAAAACCUUCAGUGUGCAUUCUAACCUCAUUAGGCAUCAGAUUAACCACAGUGGUGAGAAGCCUUAUGUAUGCAAUGAAUGUGGAAAAGCCUUCAGCCAGAACUCAAGCCUUAAAAAGCACCAGAAGUCUCACAUGAGUGAGAAACCCUAUGAAUGCAGUGAAUGUGGGAAGGCAUUUAGGCGGAGCUCAAACCUCAUCCAGCAUCAAAGAAUUCAUUCUGGAGAGAAGCCGUAUGUGUGCAACGAAUGUGGGAAGGCCUUUAGGCGGAGCUCAAAUCUCAUUAAACACCAUAGGAUUCAUACAGGUGAGAAGCCUUUCCAGUGUAAUGAGUGUGGGAAAGCAUUCAGCCAGAGCUCACACCUGAGGAAGCAUCAGAGAGUUCACACUGGAGAGAGACCUUAUGAGUGUAAUGAGUGUGGCAAACCAUUCAGCCGGGUUUCCAACCUCAUUAAGCAUCACAGGGUUCACACUGGAGAGAAACCCUAUAAGUGCAGUGACUGCGGGAAGGCCUUCAGUCAGAGUUCAAGCCUCAUUCAGCAUCGAAGAAUUCACACUGGAGAAAAACCUCAUGUGUGUAAUGUGUGUGGAAAAGCCUUUAGUUACAGCUCAGUGCUCAGAAAGCACCAAAUAAUCCACACAGGAGAGAAGCCGUAUGAAUGUAGCAUCUGUGGGAAGGCCUUCAGCCACAGUUCAGCUCUCAUUCAGCAUCAGGGUGUGCACACGGGUGACAAACCCUAUGAGUGUCGGGAAUGUGGAAAAACAUUUGGUCGGAGCUCCAACCUUAUCCUUCACCAGCGCGUUCACACUGGGGAGAAACCCUAUGAAUGUACCGAAUGUGGAAAAACCUUCAGCCAGAGUUCAACUCUCAUUCAGCAUCAGAGAAUCCAUAAUGGAUUGAAACCUCAUGAAUGUAAUCAGUGUGGUAAAGCCUUCAACCGAAGCUCAAACCUUAUUCACCACCAGAAAGUUCACACGGGCGAGAAGCCAUACACAUGUGUCGAAUGUGGUAAGGGCUUCAGCCAGAGUUCACACCUUAUUCAACAUCAGAUAAUCCACACUGGCGAAAGGCCAUAUAAGUGCAGUGAGUGUGGGAAAGCCUUCAGUCAGCGUUCGGUCCUCAUCCAGCACCAGAGGAUCCACACCGGCGUGAAGCCUUACGACUGCUCUGCUUGUGGGAAAGCCUUCAGCCAGCGGUCCAAGUUGGUCAAACACCAGCUGAUCCAUGCUAGGGAGUGAAACAGAGCUCCAUUCCCGACUCCUCUGGCCAUGUCCCAGCCUCACCCACUUCCCAGACUUGAAGCCAGGCUCACUUGCUGCCCUGUAAACCCAUAUCCCACUGUCCAAAAAACCUCAACCCUCCUUCCCCUGUCAUCAUUCCAGCCUCCUGUGACCUCUUGUUUCUUGUUUGUUUUGUUUAUACAUUUUGUUAUCAGACUGCCACAUUUAUUAGGAGGAAAAGGAUGAUGGAAGGUGCAUAUUCAUGAAUAGAGUUUAUUACUAUAAUCAAACAGAACCAAAAAAGUAAACUGACAUUUGGUUCAAAAUAACAACAGUAAUUCUUUUAUUUGGUAAUUAUUCAUAGUGAGUUCUUUUCUAUAGUUAUAAUGAUACUUUGUUUACAUAUAUCAGGUCGAGCUUUUCAGUUUGAAUUAUAGUCAUCCUUCCCAGAAGUGGUGUGUAGUCAUCACCACUGACCCUCCCAUACAGUCACUGGAUGCAGGACCCCUUCGCCCCCCUUGCCCUUGUGCCUGAGUCUGAGGUCAUGCUUUCUGCUUACAGUUCCACUCAGGGUUGCUGCACAAGUACACAUGCAGGUGUUUCCCAGCUUCCCAGCUCUGUGCCUUAUGGUCCUGGCUGUUGGCCCCACAGAGGCCUGCCCUCUCCAUGCCCCUCCUGUUCUCCCCACAAGUUCCCAGGUUGUUUUCUCCCAGGCCCAUUCAUCACCAGACAUUCAUGGAGGACCUGUGAGUGCCCCCAGUAGGUGGGGACCGGCCUCCUCAGUUUCCCAGAGCUGUGCCCUUCUCCGUGAGCAGGGGGAGUUGGCCCAGAAGCAACACAUCUGCCACGAGAGAGGCCCCUGGGUGCCAGCCACCAGGUCUCAAUUUAGGAGUAUCCUAGGAUGGGUGGACGGAGAAGCACUUCCCUCAUGGUUCAGGAGGAAAGGCAUUAAUGGGCAGAUGUAGUCAGGUUUGCAGUUGAGGUAGGAAGAUAAGGGCUUGGCUUCUCUGCUUUCAAGGAUGUAGAGGCAGAGUCAUCAGUUGCAAAUGAGGAGGGAGAGGUUUGAAGAGAGAAGUAUGUGAAAGUUGGAUCAAGGGUGCACAGGUUGGUUCCAUGGGCUUGGGCUACAGUGGGCUGCCUACCCUUCUCUCAGAGGCCAUCAGGGUAGCCCAUCACUACUCACUCACUCCCCUCCACUUCAGCCCUGCUUUCCCAAGGCAAUACACUAGAUAACAAACUGUCACACUUGCAGUUUGGUGUCAGCCUUGCUCUGUUAUCCUCAUUUGCUUAUCUUUCCACUCCAUGGAGACCUCCAUCUGUUAACCCUCAUUCUGUCUCACCGUCAGGCAAUCCUUUCUGGCUUCACAUUCCCCAUUGUCCAGCCUGGAUUCCACAACCCCACCCCCACCCCCCAGUGAAUACUUGUGAGAUACUUACUACAUGCCAUUCAUAGGGACACAGCAAGAAACAUGUCUGUCCUUGAGGUCAGUGGGUAGAGAAAAAUGGCCUAAUGGUCAUGGUUGUCAUGAGGUGAAAGGAAAGCAGGAAACAAGGUGUGGGUGUUUUGGCAGAUUCUGUUUUAAAUGGGGGCUGUCAGAGCAGGCCUUGCCACAAUGCCCUUUGAGUGACAACUUGAGGCAAAUGAGAAAAUGACCAGUGAAAAUGGGGGAGUGGGGUUGACAGCAAGAAUAGCUGGUUUUGUUGGGAAGCCAGAUCUGGGGUAUUAGGAAUGUGCAGAUUAUGACUGGCUGAGGUGGGACUCACAAGCCACCCACAUGGGUUGGCAAGUAGCUCUCUCGUUAUCCAAGCUCCUGCUUUGGGAAAGUGAAAACCAAGAGUCUUUUUUGAUUGAAGGCACAGUUUCAAUACACUUACACAAAGGAAGUAAAGUCACAAGAUUUGCUACACACACAUCCCAGAAGCAAGGGAGCACAAUGAUAGAGGGCAGUCCAUCAUCCCAGGUCAUGAGCAAGCAAGAAAUAAGAGAACAGGGUAGCAGGCACCUAUUACUUAGGAAGUGGUUAGGGUGGUGCGCACUGAAUUCACGUUCUUAUCUAAAUGCCCAGACUCUGAUAAUAGGGUUAUCAUACAGUAAAAUGCCUGGGCAAUAACUGGGAAAAACAACUUUUGUUUUUCCAUUCACACAGUACAAAAGCCCUGAGCAGAACAGGUCUAGAGUGUUCAAGAAUCAUUGGAGUUCAGUAUGGCUAGGAGUUGAGUGAGCAGAGGGAGAAGCAGAUGGGAUGGGUAGUAAUGGGCCAUAUCACAAAAGUCCUCAUGGCCAUGACAAGGACUUCGGCUUUUACUCUGGGUGAAAGGAGAUGUUGGAGGAUUUGGAUGACUUACAUUUUAACAGGGCCAUUGCUGUGUGGAGAAGAGGCUCUAGGGGCAAGCAUGUUCUCUGUAUCACUCCCUCAUCAACUCCUUUUGCUCCUUCCCCUGGCCUCCACACUGUUGGGAGACCUCUGGGGCUGAGGCAUGGCUGUGGGUGUCUGGAGACAGGAAGGAGGAGUGAGUGUCAAGCUCUACUGGACCCUUGUCCAUACCCAGUGUCUGGGCAGAAUUGACCACAUUUAGGGGCCUGCUAUCCGCAGCCCGAGAGUUUUGAUUUUGGAAUGUCACAUUUCCAAAGAGAAAGUCUGGGAAACAAAUGGUCAGCCACAAUUUCUUUCUUUUGACUUUGAUGAUGUCCUUGGAAAUGUUUCUUGGGAAACGGGCUGAGAGAAGCCUGAGUGCCAUCCCCUUGGUGCCAGCAGAUUUCAAACCAUUCAAGUCCCACUCAACAGGAAAUGUGCAGUAUGUACUGCAGCCUCAUCCCAGGCACAGCAAACACCCAGUUCAGUGCCCUUCCAUCAUUCCUUAAGCCAUUUUGGGCCUCCCCAAGGAACCCUGCCCUGCUCACCUCAGUUAUGUGAGUAAUAAACCAUCUCAUGCCCUCUUGG
Messenger RNA from Felis catus (domestic cat), 5361 nucleotides. It is a transcript of the gene ZNF16, whose product is annotated as zinc finger protein 16. Gene Ontology annotation, molecular function: RNA polymerase II transcription regulatory region sequence-specific DNA binding; DNA-binding transcription factor activity, RNA polymerase II-specific. Gene Ontology annotation, cellular component: nucleus. The coding region runs from base 395 to 2437 and encodes 680 amino acids. The record is from RefSeq and is a predicted model, not a curated record. Gene Ontology annotation, biological process: regulation of transcription by RNA polymerase II. The transcript has 3 exons. Lineage: Eukaryota; Metazoa; Chordata; Mammalia; Carnivora; Felidae.